Messenger RNA from Aegilops tauschii subsp. strangulata, 1041 nucleotides. Its product is annotated as probable leucine-rich repeat receptor-like protein kinase At1g35710. Gene Ontology annotation, molecular function: ATP binding; protein kinase activity. The record is from RefSeq and is a predicted model, not a curated record. NCBI's taxonomy places the organism in Eukaryota, Viridiplantae, Streptophyta, Magnoliopsida, Poales, Poaceae. Gene Ontology annotation, biological process: protein phosphorylation.
AUGGCAAUCAUUGUGAUUGUUUGUCGGAAAAGAAAAACGGCAACUACUACCGGCAAAAGCAAGUCUGGAGAUAUGCUUUCCAUAUGGAACUUUGACGGAAAGAUCGCAUUUGAAGAUAUAGUCAGCGCUACUGAAAAUUUCAAAGAGAAAUAUUGCAUUGGCGUUGGAGGCUAUGGAUCAGUCUUCAGAGUUGACCUUGAAGGGGGGACUACCUUUGCUGUCAAGCUCCUCCACUCGAUGGAAGAAUACAACGACGAGGGAACAUUUCAUGCUGAGAUUGAAGUGUUGACGAAAAUCAGGCACCGAUGCAUUGUCAAGCUGUAUGGCUUUUGUUCCCACUCCCAAUGCAAAUUACUUGUCUAUGACCUUAUCGAGAGGGGAAGUUUAUCAUCCAUAUUUCAUGACCAAGAGGUAGUGAAGGAAUUGGAUUGGCCCAAGAGAGUGACUCUUGUGAGGGAUGUAGCUCAAGCUCUCUCUUACUUGCACCAUGACUGCGAAGAUCCGAUCGUGCACCGCGAUAUAAAAAGCAGCAACAUUCUUCUGGACCAUGAUUUUAAAGCUUAUGUUUCCGAUUUUGGCAUGGCGAGGAAACUCAAGCAUGGUUACUCAAGCUGGAGCCCUAUCUUUGGAGGGACAUGUGGGUACAUAGCCCCAGAAUUGUCAUCUACUAUGGUGUUGACAGAGAAGUGUGACGUUUACAGUUUCGGUGUGCUUGCGCUGGAUGUUGUGAUGGGAAAGCACCCAGGUUAUCUGCUCCUUCCAUUCUACUGCCGAACAGAGCAGCCAGGGAAGUUCAAGGAUAUCCUGGAUCAACGCGUCGCAGCACCCUCAACCAUUGACGAGGAGAAGGAUGUCAUUUUGGUCGCCUUGGUUUCCUUUGUUUGCCUGCAAGUCAAUCCCAAAGCCCGGCCAACAAUGCAGCAGUAUAAAAAAUUGCAAGUAGCCAGUGAAGGUCUUGGACCUGAAGCACUCACACUCCAGAUGUGGCUGAUUGAGAAGGAUUUUUUUAAUCCAGAGGGUGCUGAUGAAGCCGCCGACUGA